AUGCACAGUGCGUAUUCUUCCCAAAAACAACCAUCAGUAUCUGCGGCUACAAUAAUGCUCAGUCAGUGUUCUCUACAAGACCGUCCAGAGGUUAUUCAGAAGAACAGUUACUGUAUGGUGCGACAGUACUCAUCGGAACUAACCGGUCCCAACGCGUUACGUAUACAGAGACGAAACGCCGUUGGGAACCUCUUUGAAGGAAUUGAUUUGGCAGUUAUUAAACAGUUAGCCGAACUUAGUGGACAAAAAUUGCAGUAA
Enterobius vermicularis (human pinworm) is the source of this 258-nucleotide messenger RNA. NCBI's taxonomy places the organism in Eukaryota, Metazoa, Nematoda, Chromadorea, Rhabditida, Oxyuridae. The record is from the annotation of a GenBank genome assembly.